AUGAACAUCCUACGCCGCUACAACGACUUCCUCACCAGAAGACCCCUCGUGGCCAACAUCCUCAUGUCCGGCACCCUCUUCGGUGCCGGCGACGUCAUCGCCCAGCUGCUCUUCAUCGACGCCGACUACGACUACCUGCGCACCGCCCGCAACAGCGUUUACGGCGGCCUCAUCUUCGCCCCCAUCGCCAGCCACCUCUACCGGGGGCUCAACUCCCACUCCGCCGCCCGCCGCGGCGCACUGCUCGACACCGCUGCCCGCGUCGCCGUGGACCAGCUCUGCUGGUCCCCCGUGGGCAUUGCCCUCUAUUUCUCCUGCAUGGGCGCCAUGGAGGGCGAGCCCGCCGCCGCCGUGGCCGCGCGCCUCCACGAGGGCUGGUGGGAGACCCUAGUCACCAACUGGCGCGUGUGGCCGCUCCUCCAGCUCGUGAACUUCCAGCUCGUGCCCGUUGCGCACCGGCUUGCCGUGGUGAACGUGGCCAGCGUGGUGUGGAACACGUACAUGAGCUACGAGAAC
Molecule: messenger RNA, 516 nt
Organism: Pichia membranifaciens NRRL Y-2026
Lineage: Eukaryota; Fungi; Ascomycota; Pichiomycetes; Pichiales; Pichiaceae
Exons: 2
Cellular component (GO): membrane; cytoplasm; mitochondrion
Source: RefSeq, a predicted model, not a curated record